Messenger RNA from Drosophila willistoni, 3516 nucleotides. RefSeq lists its product as uncharacterized. Bases 61 to 3516 code for a protein of 1151 amino acids. The transcript has 2 exons. NCBI's taxonomy places the organism in Eukaryota, Metazoa, Arthropoda, Insecta, Diptera, Drosophilidae. The record is from RefSeq and is a predicted model, not a curated record.
AAAAAAAUUGUUUUUCCCAUUGAAUGGACUCAAUUAGUGCAAUUCCGAAAAUUUCAAACCAUGCAUCAUCAUCGUCAAUUAUUACGACAGAAUAAUAAAGCUUUAAUUCUUAAUUCAAAAUGUGUUUGUGGGGCCAUGCGAAACUAUUUGGAUUCAUUUUUAGUGCCAAACUCAAAGAAAGGUUCUUCAAUUUUAUGGUAUCUGGAUAAUAUUUUCAAUGAUAUUCAAUGUUGCUCUGAUGGUAGAAAACAUGAGAAAACACCAGAUGAGCUGGCCUAUGCGAUAUGUUGUAAGCCCAGAAAACGACGUAAGCCGAAAAAAGUUAAAGAAAUUGAUACACUGCCCAUACCAAAUGCCCCAUGGACUCCUCUCACGGGUUCGGGACUAAUGUGUGGCAAAAGUUUGCCCAAGAGAUCACCAGUUGUUAUAAGACCACAAACUAAAAUCAAUCAAGAAGUACCAGCUCAAGGGGCCAUGGAAGGCAGACUAGCUAUGAGACGUCGAUCUAUUCCCAGGACACUACAAACUCCUACAUGGCUCCUAGAUCAAGACCGCAAAUCUAAAGAUGAAGCCGAGGCUAAAAAACUACGUCAAGAGGAGGAGGAGAAACAAAAAUAUUUACGCAAACUUGAAGCAAUGGUAAGAUUUAAGCUAUUCCGGGAGAUUAAUCAAAAAAUAAAUCUACUACGGAACAAAAGAAUGUCCUUAAGUGAUAGAGUUCCAACGCCGUAUCGUCGAUCAGUCGAUUUAAAAUCUUUAUCCGAUCUUAAAGAGAAAAAACAACAAUGGAGUGAAAAUCUGGAGGAGAAAUUUCUUCUGCAUACUUUUACUCCAACGAUAGAGAAAAAGAAGCAAUCUAAGAAAAAGACAAUAGACCGCUCCUUGAGAACACCCUUUGGCAUUUAUGAUUUCAUGGAAAGAUCACAUAGACCCAAUUUCAGUUAUAGAUUUUCCAAAAUGCUCCGACAAGAAGCUGCCGUAGUUCCGGAGUUUCAUCCGAAUCUCAAGAGUAGAUAUGCCUUACAAGGAGAACAUCCACGACAAGUCACUCAAAGAGAGUAUUCGGAGAAAAUUGGUGAUACUCUAAAGAACAUUGAAAGUGUAGGUAAACAAAAGCCUGGUUUAUCUUUUAGAGAGCUAUUAAAAGAUAUUGAGCAACCAAAAGAUCAUCCAAUUUUAAAAAGCAGAUAUGAAAUGCCAACUGACAAGCACAAAAAACGCAAAGUAACAUCUAAAUCGAAGACAUCAGCCAAACCUCAGCAAAAAUCCACUAAAUCCCAUGAUGAAGGGUUCGGUAUACCACUUGACAAUCUCUUAGGAUUGCAAAAAAGUCAAUUAAAAAUUCGGCCAAAAUUCACACAUAGAUUUAGUAAAAUGUUGCAUGGCAAAACUGCCUUAAAACCGGAAUCGCAUCCAAAUUUUAGGAGUAUGUAUGAUAUGUCUGGAAUCAAUGAGCCUUUAAAAACCAUCAAGGAUACGGUCUCAAAGACAAUGCUCCAUAAAACACAAUCUUCAAUCCAGAGAAUGCACAAAAUGCCUUCCAUAAGUAGUCAUUUCAAGCAUAAAGAUGAAAUCAAGAAACACCAUAUGGCUAGGAGUUCAAAAAUUAUAUCCGGAUUACCGGCACACAAACGGCAAUUGAGGCGUGUUCGUAAUUCCAUGCAAAGUACAGGAAGUGUAUCCCAGGAUAUAGAUCAGAUUAGUAUGAUUGGCGAUGCAUUAGAUUGGGAACCACCACUGAGACUUAGGCGUAAUAAACCGGGAAUACCAAAAAUGCAAAUGCAUCGCUUAAAAUCAAAAACCUACUCAAAGACCCAUCUAGCUCGCGAGACAAUCCUAUCGGAUUCAAAGGAAGAAGGUGCUCUAUCACAAUUGCCUGUCCCUAAAUUUCCUCGUUUGGGUGCUCAUAAUACAUAUGCGGAAUAUAAGCCUGAUUUAAUUCUACCAUAUCAAACAUAUUCGAAUCCAUCGAUGUCUACCACAGGGAGUGUACCACUGCAAUUCAGCAAUUUUCGUCGACCAUUCCGAUACAAGGCUCCAGAUCUUACGUAUGCGCCAAGAGCAAAGCCAAAAGAUCAUGGACUUGACGUCAAGAAAUCGUCAAUGAAGGUAAACGGGAUUAAACCGAAAUCAACACAAGAGGAAGAUAAUAUCAGUAUUGGUGUGGGCAUAAAAUUGCGUAAAUUCUCAUCGUAUAUUAAGAAUUCUUUGCCUGAUCGAAUGAUUGUAAAAAGAAUUGGAUCCAAGACGUCCAUUGCCUAUCUACGCUCAAAUAAGAAGCCGACAAAAAAUGAGUUAGAUAAUGUCUCGCUAAUAAGUUUGCAGAAAUCUGGUGAUUCUGGAAUGUUAAUCAGUAGCAGUGAUAUAUUGAAAACAUCAGCACCCCAACCACCAUCACCACCGGCAACCACGAUUAAGAACAAACCAGAAGAAGUAGAAUUUAUGUUUGCCCCCGAUGCCUGUACGCCAUUGAGCUCUGAUGCUGGAACUCGAAGUUCAAGAGAAAGUUUCACUUAUACUACAUCUACAGUGCAUUCAAAAAUAAAAAAGGCACCCACAAAAAUAGUUCCAGUUCCACCAUCUCUAGCGUCCAUUCAGAACUUAAAGGAUAAUCCAAAAGGACAGAACAGUAAACGCAAACGUAAAAUCACAAGAUAUCCCAGAGUUCAUAUUAAAGAACAAAGUACAUAUUCCGAAACUGAGAACGACAAUGCAUCGAAGCAUUCAUCAAGAUCUGCUGUGUCCAUGGAUGAAGUGGCCAAGGAGAUAGAUGAACUCGAAGCUAGGGCCAGAGAGAGGCAAUCCCUGAGAUGUACAAAACAGAGUCUACGCGAAAAAUUCACCAUGGAGGAGCAUGAGAAAUUGAAUGAGAAAAUUCGCCAAUAUAUCGAGCAAUGUGCCAUACGUGAGGAUCAUCAAUUUAAGAAGCCGCCACGAGAUUUUGUCGCCGAGGGUAAAAAGACAUCAUUAACUCCACCCCUUAAACGCAGUAAAAAAGCCAAGAUUCCAGUGAAAAUUAAUCAUGAUAAAUUUCCAACGGUUUUGGAAAUUCUUAGAAUUACCGAUUUAUCCAACAUCAAGUUACCGUCGAUUACGGAAGAGCUCUAUAAGCAUUGGACCAAUGACUAUCCCACUGAUUGGACUUAUCCUCUGCUGGAGCCCCUAAAAAUACGGCGUUACGUCAGAGAUUCCUCAUCUUUUCUGGCACCAAGUCCAUGUUUGGUAGUAGAAGAAGAAUGCGUAGCACUAGAGCAAAGUCCCAUGAUACAAAAAACAGUCGAGCAAAGUAGUUUAGAUAAAUGUGGUAACAAUUGUUAUUGUUCUGUUUGUGAUUUCUUUAAAAUUGGUGCUCGUGCUCCCGACUCUCCUCUGAUUAAGCGUAUGAAAAGAAGAUGGCAAAGAUUGGAACUCAUGGCCUAUAAUCGCCUAAGGCAACUAUGUGAAAUGGAAAGAACCCAAAAGAUCAAGCCAUCUAGCAGCAUCCUGAAACCAUCCUUAGAUUGUGGUCACAGUUAG